CGCAAAUAAGAAAAUUAAGUGCAGCAAAGGAGUCUCGUGGUGGUCAUACCGCUCCUCCAUCAUACGAUGUCGUGUUCACCGCACCAACGCAACAUGGUGCUGUAGAGGCGCACUUAGACCGGUCUUAGGGCUUAGAUUUUAGUGGUUAGUAGACGUUUUGUCUGACUCGUUAGUCAAUAUGUUUGAUGCGAGCAAAUUUGAUCUCUAACUCGGUUCAUAAAGAAAAGAAUUGCUGACUCGGUAACGUUCACGUUUUUGCCCUUUGCCCUGAUACCAUCGGCAUCACAGACGCUCCCAUCUUGAACGAGACUUCACCCAACGCUGCUUCAGCCUCGCCGGACACCUCCUCCACCGUCGUCCUCUCCAGCGCCGUCCACCUCCUCGACCGCCUUCCUUCCCUCGAAUUGCAAUUCAAAUACUCUCCUUUUAUUCAACCUAACAUUGACAUCGAAGGAAACAGCUUAGGUUAUUGGUUGAUCAGUAUUGUGUGUUUAGUUUUUGCCCACCAUCUGUUCGCUAAAAUUCUUCAGGGGCUGUUUGAUGCUUCAAUUUCUACUCUUCUUUCCCACUAAUUGCACUGUGCGAUUGGGCUUUUGCUACAACACAAGCUCUCAGUGUGUAAUGCUUCGAUUUAUCAUUUAGUGCCCAUCAUAUGAAGAACACAAAGAAUAUCAUACUUCCAAGAUUCGGCUUUUGAUACAACACAAGCUCUUAGUGUUUCACAAGUUUUGGGUGUUUGGCAGUGUGCAAACUCUGUAGCAUACUUACAAGAUUCUCCUCCAAAUAGUGUUGUUCAAGAAGUUAUACUGGUUGAUGGUGUAGAAAAGUUAUUAGUAAGAGAGAAAGAGCAUUUGGUAUUACUCUGAAAGAACUUGUGGAGUUCAAUAAAAGAAACAGAAGAUGGAGAAAAAACUUGCUGUGAGCAUCUGUUUCAGACGAUGAAUUAAAUACAAGAGCCAUGGUAGAACUAUAGAAAGAGCCGAGAGCAUUGAUUUGGAAACAACUUUGAGAGUGGAUAAAGGGUUUGCAACAAAGAUGGAAGAUGGACAAUAUCAUGGUCAUGGUGCAGCUGAGGAUGAUGAUAGCUUAUUGAAUUUAACAACUUCUAAUGCUACUACAAGGAAAACAACCGGGAGAUGGGGAUCAACAUUUUGGAAGGACUGUCAACCCAUGCAUCAGAAGCAUGGGUCAGAGGAAUCAAAAAGCAGUUCUGCUUACAACAAUGAAGACGGAUCUGGCAAUGAUUUGUCAGAUGUGGAUAAGGCAAAUAAGGGUCAAAAUGUGGAUGAGAUGCUGUCUGAUGAUUACUACGAGUUGGAUGGAGAUGACCAAAGUGAUUCAAAGCAUCACAAGCUGUUAAAUAAUGCAGCUGCAGGUGGUUAUAAUUCAAUGCCACAACGGGGAGUUUCUGCCAAUAACUUGGUGUCUAGAAAGAAGUCAAAAGAUUCAUCUCGGGGUGCAUACGUGGAAGAUGCUGAUUUUGAAGAUGACGAGGAGGAUGAAGAAGAUGAAGAUGACCCUGCUGAUGCAGAUUUUGAUCCCGACUUAGUCACCACAAGUGUUGGAAGAGGGAAGAAGGGACAUGAUGAUGACUGGGAUGGUGAGGAUUUGGAUGAAGAUAACUCUGAGGAGGAUGAAAUCGACAUUUCAGAAGAUGAUUUUUAUAAAAAACCAAGUGGUAUGCAAAGGCAGAAGAGAGGGCGUAGUAGUUCAAAGUCUAGUAGAGAACCCAAACCAUCUACAUCUACAUCUUUUAGCAGGAGGAAAAGAGGGAGAGCUUCAUUUGAUGAAGAUGACUCAUCGCCAGAUGAUGAUUUAGACGAUGAUUUAGAAGAGGACUUCAAAAGUACAAGAAGGAAAAGCAGCCAUCCUCGCAAAGACACAUCUUUUCUUACAAAAGGUUCCGGAAGGAUCAAUGAAGUUAGAACUUCUACUAGAUCAGUGCGGAAAGUAUCAUAUGUUGAAAGCGAAAGUGAGGAGCAUGAUGACGAUAUCAAGAGAAAGGGCCACAAGGAUGACAUGGAAGAGGAAGAUGGUGAUUCGAUUGAGAAGGUGCUAUGGCAUCAGCCAAAGGGCAUGGCAGAAGAAGCUGCAAGAACCAACAGAUCUACAGAGCCUUUACUGUUGAACCAAUUAUUUGACUCGGAGCCAGAUUGGAACAAUACUGAAUUUUUUAUCAAGUGGAAAGGCCAGUCACAUUUGCAUUGUCAAUGGAAAUCGUUUUCUGAACUACAAAAUCUGAGUGGCUUUAAAAAGGUUAUAAACUACACUAAGAAAAUCAUGGAGGAAAUAAGGCAUAGGAGAACAGUAUCUCGUGAGGAGAUUGAGGUCAUUGAUGUGAGCAAGGAGAUGGAUCUGGAUCUUAUCAAGCAGAAUUGUCAGGUUGAGAGAAUAAUUGCUGAUAGAAUCGGCAAAAGUUCAGAAGUGCCAGAGUAUUUGGUUAAGUGGCAAGGACUCUCCUAUGCUGAAGCAACAUGGGAGAAGAUUGAUGAUAUUGCUUUUGCACAAGCAGCAAUUGAUGAAUACAAGGCUCGAGAAGCUGCCCUUGCAGCUGCACAUGGAAAAAUGGUAGAUUUUCAACGAAGAAAGAGUAAAGCAAGUUUGAGAAAACUUGAUGAACAGCCGGAUUGGCUAAAAGGCGGGAAACUGAGAGAUUAUCAACUUGAGGGGUUGAAUUUUCUUGUUAAUAGUUGGAGAAACGAUACAAAUGUGAUAUUAGCUGAUGAAAUGGGUCUUGGAAAAACGGUUCAAUCUGUUUCUAUGCUUGGUUUCCUCCAGAACUCACAACAAAUUCAUGGGCCGUUUCUUGUUGUUGUUCCUUUAUCAACCUUGUCAAAUUGGGCUAAAGAAUUCAGAAAGUGGCUUCCUGAUAUGAACGUGAUCGUAUAUGUUGGGACCCGUGCUAGCCGAGAGGUUUGUCAGCAGUAUGAGUUUUUCUCUGAUAUGAACACUGGUGGAACUACAAAGUUUGAUGCCCUAUUGACUACCUAUGAAGUUUUACUAAAGGACAAGAUGGUUCUAUCAACAAUUAAGUGGAACUAUCUUAUGGUUGAUGAAGCACAUAGAUUAAAAAAUAGCGAAGCUUCAUUAUAUACAUCACUCAAGGAAUUCAGCACGAAAAACAAGCUUCUUAUUACUGGGACUCCCUUGCAAAACAGUGUUGAAGAACUAUGGGCGUUGCUUCACUUUCUGGACUCUGAUAAAUUCAAUAGCAAGGAUGAAUUCGUUCAAAACUACAAGAACCUGAGCUCAUUCAAUGAGAUUGAGCUUGCGAAUCUUCAUAUGGAGUUGCGGCCCCACAUUCUGCGAAGAGUUAUAAAGGAUGUGGAGAAGUCCUUGCCCCCAAAGAUCGAGCGUGUUCUCCGGGUUGAGAUGUCCCCUCUACAAAAACAGUAUUACAAAUGGAUUCUUGAACGCAACUUUCAUGACCUCAACAAAGGUGUACGUGGAAAUCAGGUUUCCCUUCUGAACAUUGUGGUGGAGUUGAAGAAAUGCUGUAAUCAUCCAUUCCUGUUUGAAAGCGCUGACCAUGGUUAUGGUUAUGGUGGAGACUCUGCUAUUAGCGGUAGCAGUAAACUGGAGCGGGUAAUUCUUAGCAGUGGAAAGCUAGUUAUCCUUGACAAGCUUCUUGACAGACUUCAUGAGACACAUCACCGGGUUCUAAUAUUUUCACAAAUGGUUAAGAUGUUGGAUAUUCUAGCGGAAUACCUAUCAAUUAAGGGGUUCAAGUAUCAGAGACUUGAUGGAAGUACAAAGGCUGAGGUCCGGCAUCAAGCCAUGGAGCAUUUUAAUGCGCCUGGCAGUGAUGAUUUCUGCUUCCUUCUUUCUACUCGUGCCGGUGGUUUAGGUAUCAACCUUGCAACAGCAGACACAGUAAUCAUAUUUGACUCUGACUGGAAUCCUCAAAAUGAUCUCCAGGCAAUGAGCAGAGCCCAUAGAAUCGGACAACAGGAGGUUGUUAAUAUCUAUAGGUUCGUGACAAGCAAGAGUGUUGAGGAAGACAUCUUGGAGCGUGCAAAAAAGAAGAUGGUACUUGACCAUUUGGUUAUUCAGAAACUAAAUGCAGAGGGAAGAUUGGAGAAGAAAGAAGCGAAAAAAGGGAGUGCAUUUGACAAGAAUGAGUUAUCAGCUAUUUUAAGAUUUGGGGCGGAGGAACUGUUUAAAGAAGAUAAAAAUGAGGAAGAAAGCAAAAAGCGGCUUCUGAGCAUGGAUAUUGAUGAGAUUCUUGAAAGGGCAGAGAAGGUUGAACAGAAAGGUGCUGAAGACGAGGCAGGACAUGAAUUGCUGAGUGCAUUUAAGGUUGCAAAUUUCUGCUCUGCUGAAGAUGAUGGAAGUUUUUGGAGUCGCUGGAUAAAACCUGAUGCCAUCUCACAGGCUGAGGAAGCCUUAGCCCCUCGAGCUGCAAGGAACAGCAAGAGUUAUGCUGAGGCGACCCCAUCUGAGAGAAAUAGUAACAAAAGGAAAAAGAAGGGUGUUGAAUUACAACUACAAGAGAGAGGAAUAAAACGCCGAAAGGCUGCUGCUGAUUAUUCUACUUAUCAACCACCUGCACUUGAGGGAGCUUCUGCUCAAGUCAGAGGCUGGUCAUAUGGGAGCUUACCAAAGAGAGAUGCUACACGUUUUUUUCGUGCAGUGAAAAAGUUUGGAAACGAUAGCCAAAUCAGCUUAAUAGCUGCAGAGGUUGGUGGGUCUGUUGAAGCUGCUCCAGUAGAUGCACAGGUUGAGCUUUUUGAUGCUUUAGUAGAUGGUUGCAGAGAAGCAGUUAAAGGAGGAAGUAUGGAUGCAAAGGGGCCAUUGUUGGACUUUUUUGGUGUUCCUGUGAAGGCUGAUGAUGUAUUGAGCCGAGUGGAAGAACUUCAACUCCUUGCAAAACGAGUAAACCGCUACAAUGAUCCAAUCUCACAGUUUCAGGCUUUGAUGUACCUCAAACCUGCAACUUGGUCUAAAGGUUGUGGCUGGAACCAGAAGGAUGAUGCAAGACUGCUGCUAGGGAUUCACUAUCAUGGAUUUGGGAACUGGGAAAAGAUACGGAUGGAUGAAAAGCUUGGGCUCUUGAAGAAGAUUGCUCCUGUGGAACUUCAACACCAUGAAACUUUCCUACCACGAGCUCCCCAAUUAAAAGAAAGAGCUUCUCAACUUCUUGAAAUGGAACUUGUGGCUGUUGGUGGCAAGGCCUCUGGGACCAAAGGGGGUCGAAAGGGCACUAAAAAGCAAAAAGAUCAAUUUCCAAAUCACAACAACCCAAUUUCUCGCACUAGAGGCAAACAGUGGAAACCAGGCUCAGGGUCUCCUGAAGCAAAACUCCCAAAAAAUAAAAUCAAAAUGACACGUGGCACUGGCAAGAAAACCGAGCCCUUGGUUAAAGAGGAAGGUGAGAUGUCAGACACUGAAGAAGUGUAUGAACAGUUCAAAGAAGUUAAAUGGAUGGAAUGGUGUGAAGAUGUCUUGACUGAAGAAAAAAAGACACUUGAGCGUCUUCAUCGCCUACAAACCACCAGUGCAGAUCUUCCCAAGGAAAAGGUUCUUUCGAGAAUUAGAAAUUAUUUGCAGCUUCUCGGGCGAAAAAUUGAUCAAAUUGUUAUUGACCAUGAGGAGGAUCCGUAUAAACAAGAAAAGAUGACAACACGUCUAUGGAACUAUGUGUCCACCUUCUCAAAUCUAUCGGGUGCCAAACUUCAACAAAUCUAUUCCAAACUGAAACAAGAGAGAGACUCAGCAGCAGGAGUAGGAGUGGGCCCUUCCCAAAUCAACGGAGGAGGAGGAGGACGAGGUUUCAGAAACGAUUCAUACCACCAAUCAUCAUCCACAUCCACAUUAGUCCACAAAGGCCUUGACACUGCAAAAUUCGAAGCAUGGAAAAGAAGAAGACGGGCCGAAUCCGACCCAAACACCCAUUUCCAACCACCACCACACCAAAGACCUCCCUUUGCUAACGGGACCCGUUUACCCGACCCAAGUAUCGGAAUCCUCGGGGCAGCCCCAUCCGCCCGCCCACCUGCUUUCGGUCAAAGACAAGGAGGCUUCACGUGAGUGAGUUAUAUAUAUUAUAUAUAUUUUACAGUUUAGGCCUGUUUUAGGGAGGGAGAGGUUAUUAUUGGUUUCGCCCUACCCUGGUUGCAAACCUUUUUCUGGUUUUUCUUACAAAUAUUAUUUUCGGAAGCCUGUCCACAAGCAAUAAAAAGAUGGUGGUGGUGGUGGUGGUUAACCGAUGAGAAACAAAGGGAAAAGUAAAUGGAAUUGAUGCAAGUGCAACCAUAAAGUUUUUGCUUUUUUAUUUUUUUUGCCUUGGUUCGUUCGUAUCUCUUUUUCUCUUAUAUAUAUAGUGGCAGUCGGUAGUUCACUUCACGCUUAACGGAUUUCGUAGCUCCAUUUUGAGAUAUAUUACCAAACCAACAAUUUUAUGUAUCUCCCAAAUUCAAAUUGUAUACUAUCCGCAUCUGGUUUUUGGUUAA
Lactuca sativa (garden lettuce) is the source of this 6452-nucleotide messenger RNA. Its product is annotated as protein CHROMATIN REMODELING 5. Gene Ontology annotation, molecular function: DNA binding; ATP binding; histone binding. Gene Ontology annotation, cellular component: nucleus; chromatin. NCBI's taxonomy places the organism in Eukaryota, Viridiplantae, Streptophyta, Magnoliopsida, Asterales, Asteraceae. The record is from RefSeq and is a predicted model, not a curated record. Gene Ontology annotation, biological process: nucleosome organization.